Molecule: messenger RNA, 2700 nt
Organism: Micromonas pusilla CCMP1545
Lineage: Eukaryota; Viridiplantae; Chlorophyta; Mamiellophyceae; Mamiellales; Mamiellaceae
Exons: 3
Coding region: 1-2700 (899 amino acids)
Source: RefSeq, a predicted model, not a curated record
AUGCCGAUGUCGCGUCAGCGGCGCAGAGUGCCUGCCGCGCGCGCGAUGACGUCGUCGCGGCGCGCGCGCGCGCUCCUCGCGCUCCUCGCGCUCCUCCUCCUCGUCUCCGCGGCGGGCGGCGAGGUCGAGGUCGCGAACGUUCGCGGGGAGCACGGCGAUGGAGGAGGAGGAGGAGGAGGAGGAGGAGGAGGAGGAGGCGCGGAGGGAGAAUCCUCAAAACUCGGCGUGGUGGAGGACGAGUUGACCAUCUCCCCCGACGACUGGCUCCGCGCGUGGCUCCGACGGCUCGUCGUGUCCAUCCCGUCGCAGUCCACGUCGCUCUCCGGGCUCGUGACCGUCUCGUUGACGGAGCUCGAGUGCGGCGCGUUCGAGGUCGGCGCGCUCGCCGCGAGCGCGCCAUCCGACGCCGACGCGCGAGAUCUCGGCGCGUGGGCGCGUCUCGACGUCUCCGGCGUCGCGUGCGCGUGCGAGGGCGCGUGGACCGCGAAGAGCGUCGCGACGGGAACGACGCGAGGACGCGUGCGCGCGACGAUCGGCGACGCGCGCGCGAGUGUUCGCGCGUCGUUCGUGGACGCGCGCGACGACGCGCCGCCGCCGACGAUCCCGGUCGCGCUGACGCUCGACGCGUGCGAGUCGGCGGCGACGCUGUCCUUUUCCGGCGACGGCGCGGGCGCGCUGCGGCCGUUCGCGGGGAUCCUCAAGAACGUCGUGGGGUCGCAGGCGAACGCCGCGCUGUGCUCGACCGCCGCACCGGCGGCGAUCGACGCGGCGAGCGGCGCGCUGCGCGCCGCGGGCGACGGCUGGCGACGCGCGGCGGCGGCGCCGCCAGAUCUGCCGGACCCGACGCCGCCGCCGAAAUCGAGCUCGAGGUCGUUCGCGGAUUGGCGCGACGCGCCCGCGCUGCCGCUCGCGCGAUUCUUCGGACGCGCGGCGUUCGACGCCGUCACCGCCGCCGCGCCGUGCGACACGUCCGACACGUCCGACAGGAGCAGCGACGAUGUCCGACAUUUGUGUCCGACACACAACGCGUCCGACGCGUCCUCCGACGAUCCGAUCGCGCGGGCGCGCGCGGCGGCGCAUCGCGCGCUCGGCGCGUUCGCGCUUCCCUCGCGCUCACUCCCCGGCGGCGACGCUCCCGACGCGCCGCCGCCGUGGCGCGUCGUGUUAAACGGCGGCGCGGUUCUGACCGUCUCCGUCCUCGACGCGCGCGUCGCGGGGCUAGACGACGCGCGGUGGACGACGACGGGGCCGGACCCGGAGUCGGCGACGGCGAUCCCGAUGGCGACGCGCCCCCACGGGACGAUCCGCGCGACCGGCACGCUUCGCGUCAACGCGAUCUUCCCCGCCGCUUCCGCCGCGCGGCGCCGCACGCCGAGGGCCACGGGCACGGGCACGGGCACGGGCACGGGGACGCGCGCGCCGCCGCUGAUCGACGUCGUGCGCGUGAACGCGUCGUGGACGGACCUCGCGAUCGCCGCGCGCGUCGGCGCGCUCGCGGACGCGGACGCGCUCUCGGCACUCGGCGCGAGGCGCGUCCCGUACACUGGUCCCCAUACGACCGCGUCGGCGUGGCAACGUGCGGACCCCGCGUGCGUCCUCUCGCGCGUCGCGACGACUCUGGAGCUGAGCUCGCUGUCCGCGCUCGGGAGGAUCGAGCGCGUGCGCGUGCGCGGCGAGCGGCGCGGCGGCGGCGAUGCUGACAUGGACGAUGACGUGGACGGUCUCGCGCGCGACGUCGAGGACGCCGUCGCCGUCGUCUUCGACGCUGCCGCCGCGCGGUACGCGGACGCGAUGUCGCGCGUCGCGUCCUCGCGCGUCGGCGCGGCGGGGAGGGACGCCGCGAACGAGCGAUUGCGGGAAGCGUCGGAGACGGCGCGGCGGAGGGACCGGGACGACGGCGCGUGCGACGCGCUGUCCUCGAGGACGGGGUCGGGGCCGGGGGGGGAACGCGUCAAGGCGGCGGCGUCGGCGGCGGCCGCGGCGUCGGCCGGCGUCGCCGUCGCGGCGGCGAUUUUUUAUAGCGUCGUCGGCGGCGUCGUCGUCGCGCGGCCGUCGCUCUCGCGACGGACGACGCGCCGCGGCGGCGGCGACGCGGAAGCGCCGCUGCUCGCGGCGCGCUUCGAGCACUCGGACGAGGACGCGGACGACGCGGACGACGACGACGACGACGACGACGACGGCGGCGACGACGACGAAGUCCUUAAGGAACGGCGUUCACCACGCGAACGCGGUCGUAUGGGAACCAGUCACGACGACGGAUGUUCGCUGUUCACCUCCCCGCGCACGCCGCCGCGUCUCCGCGUCGCGCUGCCGCUGUUGCUCUGCGCCAACGUCCUGCUGUUCGUCUCGUCGAACACCGCGACCGGGGCGACGGUGAAACUCGCUGUGGCCCUCAUGAGAGACGAAGGCGGCGGAGGAGGAUCGACAUCGACGGGCGGCGGCGGCGGCGCGGCGGCGGCGACGAUCGCGGCGAUGGAGCUCCCGCCGCUGUACGAGUUCUCGCUCGUGAACACCGUCUCGGAGAUGUGGCGCGCGAAGGCGUACGCGCUCGCGAGCUUGAUCGCGGUCUUCUCCGGGGGAUGGCCGUAUUUGAAGCUCGGCGCGAUGCUCGUGUCGUGGUUCGUUCCGUGCGGCGGGUGCGUUCUAUCAUCACACUGGUCCCCAUACGACCGCGUCGGCGUGGUGAACGCCGUUCCUUAA